This is a messenger RNA of Carcharodon carcharias (great white shark), 2158 nucleotides long. RefSeq names its product myelin-associated glycoprotein-like. The transcript has 8 exons. The record is from RefSeq and is a predicted model, not a curated record. NCBI's taxonomy places the organism in Eukaryota, Metazoa, Chordata, Chondrichthyes, Lamniformes, Lamnidae. Bases 227 to 1858 code for a protein of 543 amino acids.
UGCGAGCUGGGAUGCGCACGAACAGUGAAUGCGUUUCACAAACUACUGGAGGUUAAAAUGAUUCCCAGUGACCAUCGGGUGCCACGCAGCUGAUCUCGCGACCCUCUGGUUCGAUUAUAAUCGAUAAGCAAUCGAUUCCCAGCCAGCGGAAUCCAGAAGCAGGUUUAGACUUUAAACCGACCGAGAUAAUUAUCUUUCCUUUCGAGAUGGUGAGCGAUCUGCAGUGAUGGAAGCGGUGCAGACUGUUUCCCUCAUGCUGCUGUUUAGCCAAGUUAUCCAGAGUUCCCGGUGGUCUCUGAAGAUUCCCUGGACUGUUUGGGCAGUGAGAGGUUCAUGUGGAGAGAUCCCGUGUAUAUUUGACCAUCCUGCCAAAAGCAGCAACCCACAGAUUCGGUUGUUAAAGGGGGAUUCUGUUAUCUACGAUUCUGCACAUCCAGGCGGUGCAGGCACUGAAUUCGAAGGGAGAACUGAAUUAAAAGGCAACUUGACCGAGGGACAAUGCUGCUUAUUAAUAAAGAACAUCAGCAGCAGGGAUGAAGGGGAGUAUCACAUCAGGGUGAGGAUCACCACUGAGGGGGGUUCUUCAGUGGAAUACUCUCACCAAAUUGCUGUCUCUCUCUGUAUUCGAGAGAAAUUGUGGACCUCAGCACCUGGGCGACUUAUCGUCGGAAAACCAGCCCGUCUGACCUGCUCGCUCAAGUUGUUCAGCCUGAAUUGUUCAGCUUCCAAUCUGAAACUGAAUUGGGCUCAAGACGCGGGUUCGCCUCCGAUUCUGUCAGACGCUAAACCUACGCAAAAAAUCAGGAAAAACUUCAUGGGUUCCUGGACGGUUUCAUCAACUUUCACCCUCACCCCGUCACUGGAUCACCACGAGAAAACGCUGACCUGUGAAUUUAUUGGUGCUGAUGGCUGGAGAAUAGCUCAGGAAGCUGUUCGACUGGAGGUUCAGGAAAAGACCACAAUAGUAUCAGGUCCGACCUGCACCAGUUUCAAGAAUGGGGUUGUUUGUACCUGCAGUGUCAGAGCCAAUCCCCCAGCAAACAUCACAUGGAACCUCAGCGGGAGAAACAUCACUGGGAACAGUUCAGAGGUUGGAGUCCACUCCUGGACGGUGGAUGGUGGCUUGGUGAAUAGUUCCCUCGUACUGAUUCACCCAACUGGAUCUGAAAAGCUGAUAUCGUGCAUUACAGAGAACGAACACGGUGUCAGUGUGAGCAAAUACUGGCUCCACAUACCAGAAAAGCCCACAAUAGUAUCAGGUCCGACCUGCACCAGUUUCAAGAAUGGGGUUGUUUGUACCUGCAGUGUCAGAGCCAAUCCCCCAGCAAACAUCACAUGGAACCUCAGCGGGAGAAACAUCACUGGGAACAGUUCAGAGGUUGGGCUCAACUCCUGGAUGGUGGAUGGUGGCUUGGUGAAUAGUUCCCUUGUACUGUUUCACCCAACUGGAUCUGAAAAGCUGAUAUCGUGCAUUACAGAGAACGAACAUGGUGUCAGUGUGAGCGAACACUGGCUCCAUUUACCAGGGACCUUCCCCUGGAUGAUUGUCAUUCUAGUUGGAGCAGCCGCUGCAGUUAUCAUCCUGAUCACAGUGAAGGUACAAAGGAAGAAGACAAGUCACAUCACUUGUGUCCCCACAGCCAAUGCUGAUUCGGCGACUUACGCUGUGGUGCAGCACCCACUGGACGCCCAGAGUUAUGGCCCGGGCAGUAAUGCUGAUGUUCGAGAGACUACAUCCAAAUCAGCUGCAAGUGAGGAGAUUCUGUACGCCGCACUCAGUUUCUCAAACUUUCACAAACCUGGCAUUCAUCUGCAGAUUCAGGAGUCCAGUGAAUACGCUGCUGUUAACUGUAAAUGAGAUGCAGGUGGAUUCACCCCAUUCUCACAAAUGGAGCUCAUCAAUAGCUGAACACAACUUGUUCAAUGACUUAGAACAGGAAGUUCAUAUUGUAGAAAGUGUUUUGAGAAUGGUGAUCUAUUAGAAAUUAAUUGCUAACCUGUUAAAUUCUCACCGUGGGGAGAUUUGAUCUACAGUCCCAAAUCUGUUUCCAUUCCCAACACACGGCUGAAUGGGGCAGGGAUGGCUCUCUAUAGGCUAAUGGGACUUGUUAGACUGUUUGAGCUACUUUAAAUAAAACAAUUAUUUUCAUAAUUCCAA